GAGGAGCCUCCUUUGCUUUUCCCGAUCCCCACCUAUGCAGUGCUCCUCGUCAAGGGCCAGUCGGCGCGCGUCGGCUGGCAGGAUACUCCGCAGGGGUCACAACGCCCCGUCAUGUAUGGCCCUCGAUCUAUCGAUGGCAACUUCUACAGUUUCACGUUUCUCCGAAGUUGUCUGCCAUUCUUGCGAGCAGCGGAGGCAUCCAAGGCACGGGCCAGCGAGGCCCUGAAAGCUGCCAAAGAGAGCUCCGAGCUGCAG
This is a messenger RNA of Symbiodinium necroappetens, 255 nucleotides long. The record is from the annotation of a GenBank genome assembly. NCBI's taxonomy places the organism in Eukaryota, Dinophyceae, Suessiales, Symbiodiniaceae.